Molecule: messenger RNA, 534 nt
Organism: Melampsora larici-populina 98AG31
Lineage: Eukaryota; Fungi; Basidiomycota; Pucciniomycetes; Pucciniales; Melampsoraceae
Exons: 3
Coding region: 1-534 (177 amino acids)
Source: RefSeq, a predicted model, not a curated record
AUGUGUGAAUCUCAACCAGACGCGUGCAAGCACCUAUGCCUGCUUUUAGAAGCCACUGGCGCACACGCCUUGAUUAUGCGCGCAAGGCCUGCACAGGGCCCGGCACGCCGCACCAUCCAGAUAUCAUUUUCGGUCCAAAUCGCAUCCGAAAUUCCGCAUACACCACUUCAAGUCUCUCUCAACAUCAACAUCAUCAAAGUAAAGACAAUCAAACCGACCAAGAUGAUCACUUCGAUACUUUCAAAACCACUGAGACGAUCAGCUCGUCUCGAUUCCUUAACUCAUAGCACACGAUCUGCUUCCGGUAGUCCUCAUUACAAUCAACCUUCAGGUUGGCUUUUUGGAGAAAAACCAUUGAAGCCUGGAGAAAAACGAGUUAGAGAAGAUUGGGAAUUAACCUGGUAUAUUGGAUUUUGGGGUACCACUGCAUUAGGUAUUCUUAUGCAUAUUUACAAACCAGAUAGAUCGAUUACUACUUGGGCUCGACAAGAAGCGGAGAAGAGAUCUGAGGCACCAACUUAUGAAAAGUCAUGA